AUGAUGUCCAAGACUCUUGUCAUUCUUCUCACCGGAGUGUCUGUGGCCUCUGCAAGCCCGGCACUGUUAGGUCGUGCUACCUCUGAUCCCUCUGCCUUUGCCGCCCUCCAGCGCUCUGCCGAACUGUCGUCUGCUGCGUACACAGGAUGCACCGGCACUGCAUUCGACGUCACCAUCACAUUGCAAAUCAACGAUGCGGAGACCGACACGCAGGGGUUUAUAGGAUAUUCCACCACUGAGGAGACAAUCACUGUGGCCAUGAGAGGCUCAACCACUGUGACUGACAUUCUGAACGAUAUCGACACCACCCUGGUGACUCCAACUCUCUCUGGCGUCACCUUUCCCUCUGGUGUCCAGAUCAUGAAUGGGAUCUACUCGCCCUGGUCCUCGGUUCAUGACACCGUGAUUGCCGAGGUGGCAGCCCUGAUUGAGGAGUAUCCCGACUAUACGCUCGAGUCCACCGGCCACUCCCUCGGGGGCUCCCUCACCUAUCUCUCGUACAUUGCUUUGGCGCAGAAUUUCCCCGACAAGGAAAUCACCAGCACGGCUCUGGCUGCCUUUCCCAUUGGCAAUUCUGAAUUUGCGGCUUUUGGCACUUCCAUCUCAGGCACCUUGAAGCGCGGCAACAACGAACUUGAUGGUGUGCCGAAUAUGUAUGUCUCUGCUCCCGAGGACUUUGUCCACUACGGGACGGAAUACUACAGCUAUGGAACAGAGGCAACCUGCCUGCUGUGCUCUGGAGAGCGCGACACCUCCUGCUCUGCCGGAAAUGGCCUCGUGGGUGUAACCAUCGGGCACUUCUCCAGCUUCGGCAUUGAGAUGGGCUACGCUGGAUGUACCACUUUGUAG
Molecule: messenger RNA, 849 nt
Organism: Penicilliopsis zonata CBS 506.65
Lineage: Eukaryota; Fungi; Ascomycota; Eurotiomycetes; Eurotiales; Aspergillaceae
Exons: 5
Coding region: 1-849 (282 amino acids)
Biological process (GO): lipid metabolic process
Source: RefSeq, a predicted model, not a curated record